AUGAUGCGUAGACGUAGACCGGAUGGCGGCGCUGUCGAUGGAUCUGGCGCUGAGCAGAUGGCAGCGGCUGGCGCGGUGCAAGCGGCGGCAGCUGGUGAUCGGCAGAUGGCGGCUGCGGGCGCUGAAGGCGAUGCAGCACAGGCGCUUGGGGCGAGAGGAGAUGCAGCUGAGGGAGGCCUGGAACUGGUUGGACAAGAACUUGUACCAGCUUCUCAAGCCUUGGCCUUGAGGACACCGGAUGGGUUGGAGAAAGGGCGAGGGUCAGACGCUGCAAAGGGCUCUAGGUCACCAAGGGCAGCCACAGAACCAGUUAGCCAGGGUCAGAAGUCAAAGGAGGGUCCCCAUUCCUUUGUGACACCAGAGGGACAGGUCCAAAGUAUGUUGCCACUUUUUUCACCAGAGCAGACGGUGAAACUUCAUGAGAUCCACCAGAUGCCUUUUGCAUCGCCUGCGGCUUCAUGGAAUGGUCCUGCCGUUGGAGAACAUGGACACGGGGGAGCUGAGCGACAAGCAGUUCCAGGUUGGUUCACAGGGUUGCUUCAAUCAGUAGGAUCUCAGCAAGGUGAACAUGAGGCGAGGCAAAGGGAUUACAUGUGGAGAAUGCAAGUUGAGCAUGGCAUAGAACAUCUAGGGGUUCAGUUGCGUGCGGCACAGCAUGAAAACCAAAGACUUCGUCAAGAGCGUCAAGAGUUGUUGGAAGCCUUGGAAAAGAAGGGAUCGUCGAGGUUUACCACACCAGAUGACAAAGCAGCCAGCAUGUUAAAAAAGGAGGAAGGGGCAGAGUCCCGGCAAGAAAGACCUUCCAAGGAGGAAGGGGCAGGUGCCCGGCAAGGAACACCUUCUAAGGAGGAAGGGGCAGAGGCCCGGCAAGACAGAUCUUCUCAGGAGGAUGGGGCAGAAGCCCGGCAAGAACAGUCAGAGAGCGAUUCGUCUCCUGAGGAGCCGCAAAGAGCAAGCAGGCCAAAGGAGAGCGUUGACAAGCAGUCCAUGAGGAUCAUGCUCAAGUUGAUGGAGGGCAUGCAGGAGCUUCAGAAACAGAUUGUGAUCUCCAAGGAGGAAGGAAAAGGUGAUGAGAUUGAAGUGGUGCGCUAUGUGGCGGAUCUCCCAAAACUUGCUGAAUGGAAUCCGGAGACGGUUGACGAGCACACCAAGGCCGACACCAGAGUUGCAGCAGAAGAAGUGGUCCCGGCUGGAAAGAAGGGCUUCGUCCUUGCUCUUGAAUGCGUUGCCGCAGACGAUGAAAGAGGAGGUGAUUGCGGCGAAGUCCAUCACAGCUUUGGGCAUUUUGUUCCUCGUGCGAUGCUGCAGUUUCAACCUGGAGGGCUGACAGAGAGAAGCGCUAUUUUGACGGCGCUGGAAGCACCUAUGGAAGCUGCAACCGUGGGUUCAGCCAUCCAACAGCUGAGACGUUGGAUGAGACGGAAGCGCCGGGCCCUUGAAGUUGGAGUUUCAAUUCCAGACAGUUCAAUUUUGAUGAAGGGAUUGGGACGUUUGGUGAGGAAAAUUGUUUCCAGUUACCCAGAUCUCAACUUCCGCUUGUCGUUGGUCAAGAGCUCAUUGUUGGUGGAGACAGUUCCAACGUUGGAGACAGUGACCCAGUACAGCGAACACCUUCUUGCAGAGCUGGAGCAGAUGGGACAGCAGGCAAAAAGGAAGGAAGUGAUGGCAGAGAGCCAGCCAAAGGUGAAGAAGUUUGAGGAAGCCUCGGGAAGCAAGCCUGAAGAAAGGACCAGGCCGAAGGGAAGCCUCAAGAGGAGUUUGAAGGGAGGAAAGGACCAUAUGGCCGCAGCCUGUCCGACCACAGAGGAGCCCAAGCCGAAGGCAGCAAAGUUUGGUUCCAAGACUGCAGAGAAGGAUGUGAAGUCCGCUACAACAUCUCCUGAAAAGUCCGAGGAGCAGUCUGAGGCCACGGGUAAUGGAGGAGAAGAAACUAUGAAGUCGUUGCUGGAUGAAGCAAGUCGGAUGCUCAAAUCAAUGAAUGAAGGAGAUGUCAAAGAAAAGAGACAGAAAGGGGAGGACGCACAAGAAAGGAUCUUGGGCCUACAGAAGCAGCUGGAUGAGCUCAAGAAGGCUUCUAUGCGACCCUUUCGCAUCUCCAAGUUGUGCCCAAUGGUGAACAAGGGCUUACUGGACUCAGGGGCAACACACCCUUUGCGAGCAAAAAGAAAGGGAGAACGUCUUCACCAUCUACCAAAGGUCAAGGUGACGCUGGCAGGUGACAAGGAGAUCUAUAUGGCACUCACUCCAACGGGAGUCAUUGUGGGCGAAGAAGGCACGGAGCCCAUAGUGCCCAUGGGAUUGCUGACUGCAGUCCUUGGAUGUGAAAUCUCAUGGAAGCCAGAAGGUCUUCAGGUGGUGCACCCAGUGCUUGGCAAAGUUGGAGGUGGUGGUUGA
This is a messenger RNA of Cladocopium goreaui, 2394 nucleotides long. The record is from the annotation of a GenBank genome assembly. Lineage: Eukaryota; Dinophyceae; Suessiales; Symbiodiniaceae.